AUGAGUACUGCUGAGGAGAAAGCGACGACGGCGCCUAAAACUCCUUCCGAUUUCCUGAAAUCUAUUCGGGGACGUCCCGUUGUGGUUAAGCUCAAUUCCGGAGUUGAUUAUAGAGGUAUCCUAGCCUGCUUGGAUGGAUAUAUGAACAUAGCAAUGGAGCAGACCGAGGAAUAUGUUCAUGGGCAACUCAAGAACAAAUAUGGCGAUGCUUUCAUUCGAGGGAACAACGUUCUCUACAUCAGCACGACGAAGAGGACGCUUGCAGAUGGUGCUUAG
Molecule: messenger RNA, 276 nt
Organism: Linum trigynum
Lineage: Eukaryota; Viridiplantae; Streptophyta; Magnoliopsida; Malpighiales; Linaceae
Source: the annotation of a GenBank genome assembly